This is a messenger RNA of Camelus dromedarius (Arabian camel), 2606 nucleotides long. Its product is annotated as ribonuclease K6. Gene Ontology annotation, biological process: innate immune response; antimicrobial humoral immune response mediated by antimicrobial peptide; defense response to Gram-negative bacterium. The coding region runs from base 272 to 763 and encodes 163 amino acids. The record is from RefSeq and is a predicted model, not a curated record. NCBI's taxonomy places the organism in Eukaryota, Metazoa, Chordata, Mammalia, Artiodactyla, Camelidae. Gene Ontology annotation, molecular function: nucleic acid binding; RNA nuclease activity. The transcript is spliced from 2 exons.
UCAGGUCCUAGAACUCUGUUUUGAGUCUCAUCGUUUCUUUAAGUAGCCUUACUCUUCCUGUGUCCAGUGUUACUGAUACUAUUUUAAACAGCCAUUUGGAAAGGGUAAGAGUAUCAUCCCCACUGUGCACAAGAAGUUCAUCUUCCAAGCGCUGGGUUUCUCUUGCCUGGGGCUCAGAGCCCCUCCCCUGCUGCACGCGGGCAGCCCGGGCAAGCCUGGGGGAACAAGAGACAAGCCUCGGAGCCUGGGACUAAGCACCACUUCUGGCUCCAUGGGAGCCCCAGCGUGGAGACCUGAAAAGAUGGGGCCAUGGCUUCUGGGACGCCUUCUCCUCGUGUUGCUGCUGGGACUAUGGUGGGCAGUGCCUCCCCUUUGUGCUUUGCCUGAGGGUCUCACCAGGGCUCGAUGGUUUGAAAUUCAGCACAUACAGCCGAGGCCUCUCCCGUGUAACAAGGCGAUGAGUGUUGUCAAUAGUUACACCCGGCACUGUAAGCCUGAAAACACCUUUCUGCACACCUCCUUCCAGGAUGUGGCUGCUGCCUGUGAUUCGCCAAACAUCACAUAUAAGAACAGCCAAAACAAUUGCCACGAGGAUCCGAAGCCCGUUCACCUGACUCAGUGCAGCCUCACUGCGGGCAGGUACCCUGACUGCCGCUACCGAGAGGCUGCCGAGUACAAGUGCUACAUUGUGGCCUGUGACCCUCCUCAGAAGGGCGACCCUCCCUAUGCGUUGGUUCCUGUGCACUUAGAUAAGGUUGUUUGAGGUUUCCAUCACUUUCAUUCUCACUUGGCACAAAUUCUCUUAUGAUCUUUUCUGAUUUUUCUUUGCUUUUGUUGAUUUUCCUGGUUCCCAGAGAAGGGAAAGGGAGGGUGUUGGAAGAAUUAGAGUGACGAGGAUAUCAGACAGUUUUCUGCUUUGGAGCUCAGUGUUUUGAAGGCAGACAGAAGGGAAGAGGGCAAAGAAGGGUCCAGGCCUCUGUAUUUUCAGCCUUAGAACUUUGCUGCGUUACAGGAGAAAAGCAAUUUUAAUUACACAUGUACAUGUGGGAUCCCUACAAAUACAUGAGACUCAAAAGACACGGGUAACCCGGGGGGGCUCAGGGUCUGUGUCUGCAGCGGCAUCCCGAGACCAGGCCUGGUGCCGGGAGGGUUGCCCUGGCUUAGAGAUGCCACGUUUCCCAGGGAAAAUGAGCUAAGUAGACAACCCAAUACAUGUCUCCUACCCACAGGGUGUGGGAAAAGAAAUUGAGUAUCAGGUCAGAGGACACUGCACUUUUUAAAAUGUUAUGCUGACUAGAGGAUGUGAGGCCACUCCUACUGCUUUACUUCCUGCCUUAGUUGGUACUUUACUUAGUUCCACUGGGGAAAAGAAGUGUACAGUCGAAGAGGAUUUUAUUGAAAAAAUUCAAUACUAUGAAUAUUUUUGCUGAAGUCAUCUUUUUAAUCUGUAAAUUGUUUUUAAAGCCAUACAGUCUAGAUAGGGUCAAUAGAAACAGAAAAGUUCGCUCCCCUUUGCAGCACAUAUACUAAAAUUACAACGAUUCAGAGAAGAUUAGCAUGACCCCCUCACAAGGAUGACACACAAAUUCCUGAAGCCUUCCAUAUUUUUUGAAGUAAGUCAGACAGAGAAAGACAAACGUCAUAUGAUAUCAUUUAUAUGUGGAAUCUAAUAUAUGACCGAAAUGAACCUAUUUACAAAACAGAAAGACACUCACAGAGAUAAAAAAACAAAUUGUGGCUAUGGGGGGAAGGCAGGGAGGGAGGGAUAAAUUGAGAGUAUGGGAUUGGCUGAUGGAAAAUACUAUGCAUAAAAUAAAUUUAAAAAAACAGGUCCUACUGUAUAGCACAGGAAACUGUAUUCAAUAUCUUGUAAUAACCCUCAAUGAAAAAGAAUCUCUCUCUUUCUGUAUAUAUAUAUGGAAUAAAUGGAAUCACUAUGCUGCAAUCACUAUGCUGUACACAGGAAACUAAUACAACAUAGUAAAUCAAAAAAAUAAAAAUUAAAAAAAAGGAAUACUAAUCAAUCAGUCACUCAACACAAGCAGAAGAAGUGAUGUGCACGUUUGAGGCAAGCCUGCAGGGGUGUGGGGUGGCAGGAGCGGGGCCAAAGACCCUCAGGGGAAGGCAGAAGCGGAUGCUCGUGAGGAGGGGAAAUCCAGAGCGCCUCACACUUCGUGAUGGACUUUAGAAAAGCCUACUCUUGCCCUCUCUCAUGCACUCAUUUCAUUUUUAAUGUGAUUUAUUACUUUUCAAAAAUUAAACAAUGUAGACCAAUACAAACUAAUAUAUGGUGCUCAAAUGAAUAAAUAUUGUGUUCCACAUGCUUACUCUUAGAAAAAUACAAAAACACUGGAGUCCAUUCUAUUCCUCCCUCCACUCCCAUUCCUCUUAAUUCUUCUUAAAUGAAAUCAUAAAUUUAGAGUGUCUCCAGCCCUAUUUUGACACUUUUACUUCAUAAACAUUAUACAGUGUUUCCAUGUGCAAUUUAAAAAUAAAUUUAUCCAAAUGCCAUUGUAUGGUAGAAAUCAUUCUGCAACUUGAUUUUUUUGUUCACUCAACAGUGUUUUUAACACACAUUAGUAUUAAAAUGUGUCUUUCUUGUUCUU